ACGCAAGCACGCAAAGAACGUCGUCUGCGUCGCUCUGAAAACGCAGAAGCAUAAACUCGCCUUAACGUGCCAGCGGGCUGUCACCCCACCGCUGUCACUCCACCCGCACCUCCAGCCGAGUUGACCUCGAAACGCAAAAUUGGUAAAGAAAAAUGGCCAAGAAGCGGAAGGAAAGACGAGAAAAUGACGGUUUGUCCUCGACUCAAGAGGAGGUGAAGGCGAGCGCCAGUGACUCGCAGGAGCUGAAAGAGGCUCAGCAUACUGAAGGGGGCUCCGCUCGUAUGUCUCUCCUGAUUUUGUUUUCCAUCUUCACCUGCGCGGCCUCGGUCAUGUACCUGGUGUACAGGAACUUCCCAGAGCUUCCUGAUGAUGAAAUGGAGAAAAUCAAGAUCCCUAAAGACAUGGAUGAUGCCAAGGCUUUGGGAACUGUGCUGUCCAAAUACAAGGACACCUACUACUCCCAAGUUUUGGUGGCCUACUUUGCGACAUAUGUUUUCCUGCAGACGUUUGCGAUCCCAGGAUCCAUCUUCCUCAGCAUCCUCUCUGGAUAUCUUUACCCUUUCCCAUUGGCUCUUUUCUUAGUCUGCUUGUGCUCUGGCCUCGGUGCUUCCUUCUGCUACAUGCUGUCGUAUCUGGUGGGCAGACCCAUUGUCUACAAAUACCUCACAGAAAGGGCACAGAAGUGGUCCCAGCAGGUUGAACAACAUCGAGAUCAUUUAAUCAACUACAUCAUCUUCCUGAGGAUCACCCCCUUUCUUCCCAACUGGUUCAUCAACAUCACCUCACCCGUCAUCAAUGUGCCUCUGGGGGUUUUCUUCAUCGGUACCUUUCUUGGAGUGGCCCCGCCGUCCUUCGUAGCCAUCAACGCUGGGACAACGCUGUACAAGCUGACCACGGCGGGCGAGGCAGGGUCAUGGAAUAUCCAGCGGCUUGUGGUCGACAAAGUCGGUGUACUAUCGUCCCUCUAGCAUGCAACAAAAGU
Messenger RNA from Gasterosteus aculeatus aculeatus (three-spined stickleback), 982 nucleotides. It is a transcript of the gene tmem41b, whose product is annotated as transmembrane protein 41B. Gene Ontology annotation, biological process: autophagosome assembly. Gene Ontology annotation, cellular component: endoplasmic reticulum membrane. The record is from RefSeq and is a predicted model, not a curated record. Lineage: Eukaryota; Metazoa; Chordata; Actinopteri; Perciformes; Gasterosteidae.